Iphiclides podalirius (scarce swallowtail) is the source of this 726-nucleotide messenger RNA. The record is from the annotation of a GenBank genome assembly. NCBI's taxonomy places the organism in Eukaryota, Metazoa, Arthropoda, Insecta, Lepidoptera, Papilionidae.
AUGGCGAGGUACGACAGGGCCGUCACCGUUUUCUCUCCCGACGGCCAGCUGCUUCAAGUGCAGUACGCACAGGAGGCGGUGCGGAAGGGCUCGCCUGUGGUGGGGGUCCGGGGCUCGGACGCGGUGGUGCUGGCCACGGAGAAGAGGACGGUGGGGAGGCUGCAGGAGGAGCGGACGGAGGGGAAGAUAGCGGCGCUGGACGAGCACGUCGCGCUGGCGUACGCCGGAUUGCGGGCCGAUGCCAGGGUGCUGAUCGCCAGGGGCCAAAUAGAAUGCCAGUCGCACCGGCUGAUUGUCGAAGAUCCGGCGUCCGUUGAGCACGUGGCCCGCUACCUAGCCGCCCUGAAGCAAGAGCACACGCAGAGCAACGGACGGAGGCCCUACGGGGUCUCCUGCUUGGUGGGGGGCGUAGAAUACGACGGCACGCCGCGCCUCUUCCAAACGGAGCCCUCCGGCACGUUUUACGAAUGGAAGGCUUGCGCCAUCGGCCGUGGAGAGAAGACCGCACGUGAAUCCCUUGAAAAAGAAUACAGCGCGUCGCUAGUCGAUACCGACACCGGAGCCGUGAGGCUGGCUCUUUCAUCCUUAAUGGAGGUGGUCCAUUCCGGCCAAAGGAACUUGGACGUACUAAUAUUAAAGAAAUUCCAGCCCAUAGUUUCUCUCAAACCAGAAGAGAUCAUCCCAAUCGUCGAAGAAAUUGAGAAAAACAAGGAGAGCAAUAAUAAG